Messenger RNA from Iphiclides podalirius (scarce swallowtail), 450 nucleotides. Lineage: Eukaryota; Metazoa; Arthropoda; Insecta; Lepidoptera; Papilionidae. The record is from the annotation of a GenBank genome assembly.
AUGGAGCCGUUAACGACGUGGCCUGAGCGCGGCCGGAGGCUGGCUGGUUCCAACGUGCGCGUUGGGCCUGCCGGAGAGGGGCUCCCGCGCUGCGGCGUCGGCGCAUCGCUCGUUAGCCGACCACCGGCUCAUUUACAUUCAAUAAUCGGUGCAAUGGAAAUCUCGGCGGCCCAGCUCCGCGAGGAAUGUGGGCCGCGGCCAAUGGCGGACCGCCUGAGCGUGCGCCGCCUUCGUCGGCCACGCCCAGGCCUCCUGCAGCCCCCACUCGCCGCUCUAAGCAGCUCGCCUAGUCGGCUGCUGCCCGCAAGAACCCACCAGAGCCGGUCGCGCAACUUCCACCUCCGAGCGCCGCCGCAGUCUGCAUCUAAUCAAGUUUAUGGGCAUAAUAAUGAGACGCCCGUUUCUUGUCAGCGUCAUCCAAAGCGACAUACAUGUAGUAUCGGGUUAUUG